UAGUAUUGAAGUUGGUGGAGGGAAUAUACAUGGCAGACAAUGCGACGGAAGGUGACUAUUUGCGAAAUGGAUGUUUCGGCGUGGAAAGUUGUUGAAAAGUCGUUGCUGGUAUUUAGGCGCGUGCUGAAAGGCGGUCGGUGCCCAUCAACGCGUCGCGUGUUUGCAAUUCACUCUAAUUGCAAUCUGAUGCAGUAGUAUUAAUAAGCUACUCAUGAACAUGAUAUCGCGUUGCUACCAACAUUGUUGAUAUCAUGAUACCAGGGAUUAACUUGGGAUUAGUUACGUUUGAACGUUUCAUGCGUGCAGAUAUCAAAUUGCCCAAAAAUUAAAAAAAACAAUAAAAAUAAAUAAACAAAAAUGUUUGUUAGCGGUCCACAUAUAGAAAAUUCAGAUGAAUCUGAGACAGAAGAUGAUAGUGAUUUGGACCCAGAAACAAUGCUUUUGCGCCGAAGGGAAGAAUGCGAGAGAAAGGCGAGAAGAGGCGAAAUGGAUCCACGGCUCGAAUUUACUUUCCAGCUGCUCAUGGAUGCCACAAAAUUGACACGACAUGAAAUCAUGAAUCAUGUAUUUGAAGGCGAUAUGCUGGAUGAAAUAAACCAAUUGUUUCUUCCGCAUAUGCGCUCAAAACUGAUGUGGUUCUAUCAAGAUAUGGAGGAACCUGAUCCAACUCCAGUCGCAGAACCUUCGAAACCUCGUAUGCUACAACCUGGUACGAGUAAAUCAUCUAUGGCGCCUCCACCAACAAAACAAGUCAUCAAAAAGAAGAAACUUUUUUUGACUGACGGCUGGGAUGUGCCGUUGAUUGGUAUUUGUGUUUAUAUUUUCCGAACUAGUACAAACAAACAAUUACCCGAAGAAGGUUUUCAUAAGGAUUUAUACUGUGGGAUAAUCGACGCGGAAAAAAUUGGGCUUGUCACCACAAUUGAACGCAUUAUCGAGCAUGUAUUCAUGGAGGCUUUGGCACAUCCAUCGCCAGAUGCUGAUGAUGAAGCAACCAAUUGUCCAAUGAUAAAAACACAACUUUUACCUGGAUUACGCUCAUUUUGUAGCGCCCUACGUGUUUGUGAAGAAGUAGCAGGCCAGUCAAAUAUAUUCGACGAUAGCAAGAUUAUGGUAUCACAGUAUAGUUUGGACGAAUUGACUGACUUGUCAAAAAAUCCGUCGUUUAUUCGCCCGUUGGAAAUUCGCAUGAAAGCUUGGGUGAAGAAGCUUACUGAGGUUUUGAGGGAAAGUGAACAAAUACGACGCGAGACAGAUUCAUCGGGCCCGCAGGAUGAGUUAGAGUAUUGGAAAAAACGCGGCGCGCAGUUUUCACAAAUCGUUGAGAGUUUACAGGGUAGCGAGGUGAUAAAAACCAUUCUAUGUUUAGAUUACGCCAAAUCAAAAUUCCUAAAGCAAUGGCGUGAAACAGAUAAAAAGAUAACAUUUUGUUACAAUGAAGCUAUUGAUAACGCGAAAUAUAUUCAAUCAUUGGAGAAAAAUUGUCACUCAUUGUAUCUGGAUGACCCUGUAAAAAUGCAGGAUUCUUUGUUGGGUUUACUGCAGACAGUUAGAUUGAUUCAUAAUGUGUCUCAGUUUUACAAUACAUCUGAAAGAACUUCAGCUUUGAUGGUGAAAAUAACCAAUCAAAUGAUUGAAUCCUGUAAAGAUUACAUUAACAAUCGCGGGACGCAAACAAUCUGGUCCCAAAAUCGUCAAGAAAUGAAAGAAAAAUUGUUGCAUUGUAUCCAAUUAAAUUCGACUUAUCAAAAGACUUACCGAAUAGUCAAAGCACAAGAAUUGAUGCCGGAUCAAGUGCCUUUCAAUUUCUCAGAAAACUACGUCUUUGGCAAGUUUAAUGGAUUCUGCGAACGCCUGAAAAAAAUAAUUUCAAUGUUCGACGUAAUUGAUGAUUAUACUGGACUUUUCGAACGCCGUAUGGAAGGGCUUCUACUGGGUGAUAGUCUGGAGGACGCGAUUAAAAAGUUCAACGAGAUCAAAGACAUUAUAAUGAAGAAAACCUACGACUAUCUCGAUCAAAAAAACACCGCGUUUGAUGUGGAUUAUAGCGCAUUCAGGCAUCAAGUCGAAGCUUUAAUCAAACAGCUGGCGGCAAUCAUCGAAGCCAGCUUUGACAGCGUGUGGGAAACACCGCAGGGCAUUAAAUUUCUCGUGCGUUUCGAAAAAGUCGCCGCAAAAAUUCCCAUCUGCAAAAUGGAGGAGAAAUAUUCGCGAAUAUUGAAACAUGCCGAGAAAGAAGUGGAGAAAAUAAUUAAAAUGUACAAAAAACAAAAAGAUGAUCCACCCAUCCCGAUGAUGUUUCCACCCAUUGCUGGGAGAAUUAAAUGGGCAAGGUCAUUAAUAUGUCACUUGGACGAACUCAUGGAAUCCAUAACGGGUCAUGAAGUGUUAAAAACUUUACCGGCAACAAAUGACUUGUCAAAACGACACAGAACUGCAGAUCAUCUAUUGCGAAACUAUCAAGAUGAUAUUAUUGCCGUGUGGAUGAAUCAACACGUUUCGGAUGUUGAUAAAUGUCUCAAACGAAAAUUGCUGACGAUUUGUUCCGAGAAAAACAAACUCAAAGUCAACCAACAUAUUACUAUCCCACUUCUUAUCAGGGAAAGUGAUUUAAUGUUAAAAAUGGAUUUGCCAGUGCCAGUUAUUUGUUUCACCCUGUAUAAUAAGCGAGAACACUUUGGUUUCACACACGAUUCAUUACAGUUUUUAAUUAAAGAUUUUAUUCGUGCAGUACAAUCGGUUAAACCCGAAGUACGACCGUUAUUUUUACCGCAUUUAGACAAAUUGAUUAAGAUAAUAGAACCUGGUUUAAUUGAACUGGACUGGGUGUCUCAUCAAAUUCGUGAUUAUAUUCAAGACGCAAAUGAAGCAGUUGAAAGAUUUCAGAUUCUCGUGGAUCGCGUGAAUGAUGUUUACACAAAUCGUAUUUUGGAAGUUUUAAAGAAAAUGCAAGAAGUAACACUUUUAGAAUUACCUGAAAAAGGCACAACAUGGACUGUGGAAGAGUUUAAUGAUAAGAUUGAAACAAUUUGUCGUACGGCAGCCACGGAAUUGCAUAAUAAAAGUAUGAUGGUUGAACGUGCAGUAGAAGAAAUCUUGACGUUAGUUAAACAAGCAAAACUUGUUAAUGCUGAUUCAUCAACUGAAGAAUUUUUCACUGAAGAUCAUAUGGAUGUCCGACAAGAUUUAUCAGGAAAUCAACAAACCGAUUGGACUGCAAUCGAUGAAUGUUUCGAUCGUCCUCAUAUUCUAUUCGGUAAUGGAUUAAGUAAAACCCUGCAAGAAAUAGUAAAAAAUGCGGUCAAUGAGAUGCGUCGAUAUUACAGCCGGAAGGUAGUGGAUGUUUUAGUAAAAAUAACAAAACAAAGCUUGGAAGUUCUUCGCAAAACCUUUACUCUCUCGGAAGACAAGCCCGAGCAAGCAAUCUUUCUGCUCCAAGCCAUACUCCUAAUACCGAAAGUUUCGAUUCAGCCGAACUUGGAAGACGUGCAAGAAAUCGUCAGCCUCGCCGCUAAACAUAUUACUUCAGUGGCGAAAGGUGUGGCUCAAUGGUCGAGUGGCAAACCCACGACACCACCAAAACCAACCGGUUGGCGUAAGUUAGCCGGACAAAAAAACACACUCAUGGACAUUGUCUCUAACAUAAACAAGACUCAAAAAGGACCUGUGAAGACGAAAGAUGAAGAUUUUCGAACACGGCGUAGGCGAUUUUAUCGUUUAACAACUGAAGAAAAGCCAGCAUUUCCAGUUCAAGCAAAGAACUUUUACAAUCACGUGCUGGAGAAUAAGGAGAUCAUUAAAACGCUGAGUUUGUUGAGUGUCUGCAUUCUGGAUAUGAAAAAAGAAAUGACCGCUUUUAUUAUUCAAUGGCGGCCGUACAGCGUCCUGUGGAAAAAUGAGAAAUCCGCAAGAGAAUUACAGCAAAUAAAACUCACCGAGUUCGAAGAUUUAUUGGAAAAACAUCAUGAAUUAAAAAACAAGUUGGACACAGAGAAAGAAAUCCAAAUCAUAGGAAACUGCUUGGCAAUUUCAACUGAAAAGCUGAAAUAUGGUUUGUUGACUGAGAUCAGAUCUUGUACGCAUAACAUUGGGCAAGCGUUGAAGAAGAAAUACAAGCGUGAAAUGGAUUACGUCUACGCAGUGAUAAACGAAAUGGAGCGUAAAAUCGAUCGACCUAUUCGUGACCUAGACGACGUUCGCAUGAUCAUGGAUAAUCUAAAAAAGAUUCGCGACCAAGAAGUCGACAUGGAACUUAAAGUCGAACCCGUAGAGGAAGCUUUCAAUGUCCUAAAUAAAUACGAGAUUAGGGUAGAGCGUGAAAUUACUGAACAAGUGGAUAAUUUACGCGACACCUGGACACAAUUGUUGAAACACGCGUUUCAAGUGCAGAAUAAACUUUUGGACAUGCAGCCACAACUGCAGGCUGAGCUGAAAGACAACUUGGCUAAUUUCAAACAGGAUAAAAUCGAUUACUGCAACGAAUACCACACGGCCGGUCCGAUGCAGGCCGGAUUGACGCCGCGGGAGGCAUCCGAUAGACUAAUCUUGUUUCAGAACCGUUUCGAUGGCAUGUGGCGCAAGCUGCAGACGUAUCAGAGUGGUGAGGAACUUUUUGGUUUGGCGCAAACGGAUUAUCCUGAUCUGGCGCAAACUCGAAAAGAGCUUAAUUUACUUCAGAAGUUGUACAAGCUGUACAACGAUGUUAUCGAUCGUGUUAAUAGUUACUAUGACAUUCCAUGGGGAGAUGUUAAUAUUGAAGAAAUCAAUAAUGAGUUGAUGGAGUUUCAGAAUCGAUGCAGAAAAUUGCCGAAAGGGUUAAAAGAAUGGCCUGCAUUUUUUGCAUUGAAGAAAACAAUUGAUGAUUUUAAUGAUAUGUGUCCAUUAUUAGAAUUGAUGGCUAAUAAAGCAAUGAAACCAAGACAUUGGCAAAGAAUCAUGGAUUCAUUACAACACAUAUUUGAGUUUGAAUCCGACGGUUUUUGUCUUAAAAAUAUUCUGGAAGCACCGCUAUUAGUCCACAAAGAAGAUAUUGAAGAUAUUUGUAUUUCUGCAAUGAAAGAACGUGACAUUGAAGCUAAACUCAGACAAGUAACGAAUGAAUGGUCUGUUCAUGAAUUAACAUUCCAGACAUUUAAUAAUCGUGGCGAACUUUUACUACGUGGCGAUACAACGGCUGAAACUAUCGGACAACUUGAAGAUAGUUUAAUGAUUUUAGGAUCAUUACUAUCAAAUCGUUAUAAUGCUCCGUUUAAGAAACAAAUUCAGCAAUGGGUGUUUGAUUUGUCAAAUACUAAUGAAAUUCUUGAACGUUGGCUUCUCGUGCAGAAUAUGUGGGUUUAUUUGGAAGCUGUUUUUGUUGGUGGUGAUAUUGCUAAACAACUACCUAAAGAAGCAAAACGUUUUGCUAAAAUUGAUAAGUCUUGGCAAAAAAUUAUGCAACGUGCGCAUGAAACACCAGGUGUUGUAAAUUGUUGUGUUGGUGAUGAAUUAUUAAAAAAUCUAUUACCACAUUUACAAGAACAACUUGAAUUAUGUCAAAAAUCAUUAAGUGGUUAUUUAGAAAAAAAGCGUAUGAUGUUUCCACGAUUUUUCUUUGUAUCAGAUCCUGCUCUAUUGGAGAUUUUAGGCCAAGCUUCAGAUUCACAUACAAUACAAAAUCAUUUAUUGAGUAUUUUCGAUAAUACCAGAUCGGUAAAGUUUCAUGAUAUUGAGUAUAACAAAAUGACGGCAAUUAUUUCAUCAGAGGGUGAAGCAAUACCAUUGGAAAAAGCUGUGAGGGCUGAGGGAAGUGUUGAAACAUGGCUAACAGCUUUGUUGAAUACGUCACAAGCAUCACUGCAUUCUAUUAUUAGAACUGCGAAUUCUAGCAUUAACGAUCCCAAUUUUACUCUUUUGUCGUUUUUGGAUAAAAUGCCAGCGCAAAUUGGUUUGUUGGGAUUACAAAUGAUUUGGACAAGAGACGCAGAGUUGGCUUUAAUGCAAGCUAGGCAUGAUAAAAAAAUGAUGCCUGAAACAAAUAAUAAAUUUUUAGAGUUAUUGAAUACUCUGAUUGAUCAAACUACAAGAGAUUUGACAAAAAUAGAACGAACUAAAUUUGAAACGUUAAUUACGAUUCAUGUGCAUCAAAGAGACAUUUUCGACAUUUUGUGUCGAUUGAACGUUCGUCAUGUAACUGACUUCGAAUGGUUGAAACAAUGUCGAUUCUACUUUAAAGAAGAACAAGACAAAACUUUGAUCAUUAUAACUGAUGUGAUUUUCUCCUAUCAAAAUGAAUAUUUAGGCUGUACUGAUCGAUUGGUCAUUACCCCAUUAACCGACAGAUGUUAUAUUACUCUAGCACAAGCAUUAGCUAUGAGUAUGGGUGGUGCACCGUGUGGUCCUGCUGGAACAGGAAAAACAGAAACUGUCAAAGACAUGGGUAAAACUCUAGCGAAAUAUGUGGUUGUGUUUAAUUGUUCCGACCAAAUGGAUUAUCGUGGUUUGGGCAGGAUUUAUAAAGGACUAGCGCAGUCUGGCGCUUGGGGUUGUUUCGAUGAAUUUAAUCGAAUCGAGUUGCCUGUUCUGUCAGUUGCAGCGCAACAAGUUGCUGUGGUUCUAUCGGCUAAAAAAGACAAAAAGAAAUCAUUUGUUUUUACUGAUGGAGAUAUUGUCGAAAUGUGUCCUGAAUUUGGUAUUUUUAUCACAAUGAAUCCUGGUUACGCAGGACGUAAAGAACUUCCCGAGAAUCUUAAAAUUCAAUUUCGAACUGUUGCUAUGAUGGUGCCUGACCGACAAAUUAUUAUCAGAGUAAAACUUGCCAGUUGUGGCUUCUUGGAAAAUAUUACGUUGGCUCGAAAGUUCUAUACCCUUUACAAAUUGUGCGAGGAACAAUUGACAAAACAAGUCCAUUACGACUUUGGUUUGAGAAAUAUUCUCUCGGUGUUGCGAAGUUUGGGCGCUGCUAAACGAGUAAACAAUAAAGACACCGAGAGUACUAUUGUGAUGAGAGUUUUAAGGGAUAUGAAUUUGUCCAAACUGAUUGAUGAAGAUGAACCAUUGUUUAUUUCUUUGGUUGCGGAUCUUUUCCCGAAUCAGGCUUUAGAGAAAACUGUUUACGCCGAUUUGGAGCAAGCUAUUAAUGAUGAAGUUGAAAAAGCCGGACUAAUUAAUCAUCCACCUUGGGUUUUAAAAUUAAUUCAAUUAUAUGAAACACAAAGAGUUCGUCAUGGUAUAAUGACUCUUGGACCUUCAGGAGCUGGAAAAACUACUUGUCUACAAACUUUGAUGAGAUCUUUGACAGAAAUGGGUUUUUAUCACAGGGAAAUGAGAAUGAAUCCGAAAGCUAUAACAGCAGCACAAAUGUUUGGUCGACUUGACGUGGCAACAAACGACUGGACAGACGGAAUAUUCUCUGCUUUAUGGCGUAAAACACUCAAACUCAAACAUGGCGAACACGUUUGGAUUGUUUUAGACGGACCUGUAGAUUCUAUCUGGAUAGAAAACUUAAAUUCUGUCCUUGACGAUAAUAAAACUCUAACUCUUGCCAAUGGAGAUCGCCUAUCAAUGGCACCAACAGUAAAAAUCAUGUUUGAGCCUCAUAAUAUUGACAAUGCUUCACCAGCGACUGUUUCACGCAACGGAAUGGUUUACAUGAGUUCAUCCGGUCUUAAUUGGAAACCUGUGGUUGUUGCAUGGCUUAAAAAACGCAGCCAAAAAGAAAAAGAUGUACUGGAUCCUUUGUUCGAAGAAACAUUUCUAUCUAUUUAUGCCUGGUGCACUCAAAACUUAAAUUUAGUUAUGAAUGUUUUACAGUGUAACAUAACACAACAAGUGUUAUGUCUCCUAGAAGGUUUAAUACCAAUACAAGUUCAAGAAGAGGAAGUAGAUGUAAAACCAGAAAACGAUUUGGAUGAUGACCUCGGAGAGGAAACCGAAGUUAAAGAAACUGUUAAAAUAUACACUGAUGACCACCUUCGUAAAAUAUAUGUUUUUGCACUCACGUGGGGCUUAGGUGCAUUUUUAGAAAACCAAGACCGUAAAAAAUAUGACCACCAUAUACGUACUAACUAUAAAUUGGACAUACCCAAACGAAAUCCAAAAAUUGAAGACACAGUAUUUGAUUAUGUUGUAGAUGAGGAUGGUAAUUGGCAACCGUGGACAAACUUAGUUUCAAAUUAUGUUUAUCCAGAAACAGCAACACCAGAAUUUGCCGCUAUUUUGAUUCCUAUCAUAGACAACGUACGAAUAAAUUAUUUGAUUGAAUGUAUUGUCAAACAAGACAAACGUGUUAUACUCAUUGGUGAACAAGGUUCUGCCAAAACCGUUAUGAUGAAGUCUUUUAUGAAGAAUUGCAACCCAGAGCAGUACCUCAAUAGAGCAUUCAACUUCUCCAGUGCUACUACACCCUACCAAUUCCAGAAAACAAUUGAAAGCUAUGUUGAAAAACGAAUGGGUAGUACAUUUGGUCCACCUGGUGGCAAGAAAAUGAUUGUAUUCAUUGAUGAUAUCAAUCUACCAGAAAUUAAUUGUUGGGGUGAUCAAAUAACGAACGAAAUUGUUAGACAGACAAUUGAUAUGGGUGGAUUCUACAGUUUAGAAAAGCCUGGUGACUUUACAAGUAUAACAGACGUACACUUCGUGGCUGCUAUGAGUCAACCAGGUGGUGGUAGAAAUGAUAUUCCGUCAAGAUUGAAACGACAAUUUAAUAUUUUCAAUUGUUGCAUGCCUACGGAUCAAAGCAUUGAUAAAAUCUUUGGAAUAAUUGGUCAAGGGCAUUACAACUCAAAACGAGGUUUUGCUGUUGAUGUAAGAAAUAUGAUCAAGAAAUUAGUUCCUCUUACAAGAACACUUUGGAGAAUUACCAGGGAAAAGCUACUACCUACUCCUGCUAAAUUUCAUUACGUGUUCAGUUUACGAGAUUUGUCGAAAAUUUGGCAAGGCAUGGUUGGCACUCUGCCAACUGUAAUUGAAUCUGAUGCUUGUUUACUGAUUCUGUGGAAACAUGAAUGUACAAGAGUGUUUUCCGACAGGUUUACUAUCAUGGACGAUAAGACUUGGUUCGAUGAAGCUUUGUUAGACUUAGUAGAACGAGAAUUGGGAGCUGACAAUAGAGUCAAAGCAGAACCAUCGCCAGUUUUUGUUGAUUUUAUGAGAGAUGCUCCGGAACCAACUGGAGAAGAAGGUGAAGAUGCAGAUAUGGAGUUACCAAAAGUGUAUGAACCAGUUUUUAAAGAUCAAGAUCUACGUGAUCGGCUGGAUAUGUUCUUGGCACAGUUUAACGAAAUGGUACGGGGUGCAGGUAUGGAUUUAGUGUUUUUCCCGGACGCCAUGUUGCAUUUGGUGAAAAUAUCAAGAGUUAUCAGACAUCCAAGAGGAAAUGUUAUGUUGGUGGGUGUUGGAGGUAGCGGAAAACAGUCGCUAACUAAAUUAUCUUCAUUCAUUGCUGGAUAUAAAUCUUUCCAAAUCAGUUUGACACGUUCAUACAACAUAGGCAACUUCUUAGAAGAUUUGAAAGUGUUGUAUAGAUCUUGUGGUUGUCAAGGAAAAGGCACCACCUUUAUAUUCACUGAUUUAGAUAUAAAAGAAGAAGGUUUCUUGGAAUACUUAAACAAUAUUCUCUCAUGCGGUGUUAUAUCUAACUUAUACAACAAAGAUGAACAGGCAGAGAUUAUUCAAGAGCUAAGUCCAAUUAUGCGACGAGAAAAUCCCAAACGUACAUUAAAUCACGAAGUCGUCAUGGAAUACUUUAUGAAUCGCACUGUACAAAAUCUACAUGUUGUAUUCUGUUUCUCACCAGUUGGUGAAAAGUUCCGUACGAGAGCUCUGCGUUUCCCAGCAUUGAUAACAGGUUGCACAAUUGAUUGGUUUCAACCAUGGCCUAAAGAUGCACUAGUCUCCGUAGCACAACAUUUCCUCACGGAAUUCCAAAUCAAAUGUACGGAUGAAAUAAAACUGGAACUUGUUAAUGCUCUGGGUGGUAUUCAAGAUGAAGUUGCUGAGACUAGUGCUGAAUAUUUUCAACGCUUCCGACGUGCUACGCAUGUCACUCCAAAGAGUUAUUUAAAUUUUAUUGCGGGUUAUAAAAGCAUUUACAGCUGUACUAAAGACGAAUUAAGUAAUGGCGCACUGCGAAUGGAUACAGGAUUAGAAAAACUAGCGGAAGCAAGUAUAUCAGUCGGAUUAUUAAAGAAGGAUUUGGCAGUAAUGGAGGAAGAGUUGGCAGAAGCUUCCAAAAGGGCUGAGAAAGUUUUAACUGAAGUUACAGAUAGAGCUAUGCAAGCUGAACAAGUGAAGAAUCAAGUACAAAUUGUUAAAGAAAAGGCUCAGGCUUUAGUUGCACAAAUUAAUCAUGAGAAAGCAAUCGCUGAAGAAAAAUUGGAAGCUGCAAAACCUGCUUUAGAGGAAGCGGAGAGUGCUUUGAAUACAAUUAAACCGGCACAUAUUGCAACUGUUAGGAAACUUGGUAGACCUCCACAUUUAAUUAUGCGAAUCAUGGACAGUGUUUUGAUUUUAUUCCAACGUAAACUUCAUGCUGUGAUAUCAGAUCCAGCGGCACCGUCGCCAAAACCAUCUUGGGCUGAAUCAUUAAAAUUAAUGGCAUCUGCAACAUUUCUCCUCCAGUUGCAAAAUUACCCUAAAGAUUUCAUAAACGCCGAAAUGGUCGACCUUCUCGAACCAUAUUUUAAUAUGGAAGACUAUAACAUGGACACAGCUAAACGCGUGUGCGGAGAUGUCGCUGGCCUUCUGUCAUGGACCAAAGCAAUGUCGUUCUUCCACAGCGUCAAUAAAGAAGUUUUGCCGUUAAAAGCGAAUCUCCGCUUGCAGGAAGCGCGUCUGAAAGUAGCAAUGGAGGAUUUGGCAAAUGCUGAGCGAGAAUUGGAGGAAAGAGAACAGUCGUUAAUGGCCGUCAAGGCACAGUACGAUACGGCAGUAAUGGAGAAACAACGACUGACUGACGCUGCCAACAAUUGCUUGAGGAAAAUGAACACUGCGACGGCAUUGAUUAACGGAUUAGGCGGCGAGAAGAUACGUUGGACGAUGCAGAGUAAGGAGUUUAAGGAACAAUUGGGUCGACUUGUCGGUGAUGUUGUAUUAGCAACCGGAUUUCUAUCUUAUUGCGGCCCAUAUAAUCAAGAAUUUCGUGCAAAUCUCGUAAACACAUGGAUGGAGAUAUUAAGUUCAAAAGAAAUCCCAUUCACGAAAAACUUAAAUAUUACUAAUAUGUUAGUAGAAAAUUCAGUUGUUUCCGAAUGGACUCUUCAAGGUUUACCUAACGAUGAACUUUCCGUGCAAAAUGCGCUGAUUGUAACAAAAUCACGCUCGUAUCCAUUGUUAAUUGAUCCUCAGACGCAAGGUAAAAUGUGGAUCAAAAACAAAGAAGCGAAUAAUAAUCUGCAGAUUACUUCGCUGAACCAUAAAUAUUUUAGAACUCAUUUAGAAGAUUGCCUUUCUUUAGGAAGGCCUCUACUGAUAGAAGACAUUGACGUCGAGUUAGAUCCAGUAAUCGAUAAUGUCUUAGAGAAGAACUUCAUUAAAUCUGGCUCCAUUGAGAAGGUUAUUGUCGGAGACAAGGAGUGUGACGUCAUGAAAGGAUUUAUGUUGUACAUAACUACGAAGUUGCCGAAUCCACCCUACUCCCCGGAGAUUAGCGCUAAGACGGCGAUUAUUGAUUUCACUGUCACGCGAUUAGGUCUUGAAGAUCAACUUCUUGGUAGAGUUAUAUUAAUGGAAAAAUCUGAUUUGGAAGCUGAAAGAGUUGCUCUCUUUGAAAGCGUGAUGCAGAAUCAGAAACGCAUGAAAGAUUUAGAAACGAAUCUUUUAUGUCGUUUAAAUUCAACGCAAGGUUCUUUAGUAGACGACGAAGAACUUAUAAAUGUAUUGCAAGUGACAAAAACCACAGCGGAAGAAGUCAAUGAAAAACUAUCUGUUUCUGUUCAUACUGAAAGAAAAAUUAAUACGGCUCGUGAAGAGUUUCGGUCAGUUGCGGCCCGUGGUUCAAUUCUUUACUUUUUGAUCGUGGAGAUGAGUAAUGUUAAUGUAAUGUAUCAAAACUCUUUGAAACAGUUUCUGAAUAUCUUCGAUAAUUCCAUUACAAAAUCCGAGAAAAGUUCUGAUACCGAUGAACGAAUCGAUAUUAUUUUGAAGUAUUUGACGUACGAGGUGUGGAAGUUCACGCAGAGAAGUCUUUAUGAGAAACACAAAACUUUGUUUACGUUGAUGAUGGCUAUGAAGAUUGAUUUACAGAAUAAUGUUAUCACACAUGAUGAAUUUUUGGCUUUUAUUAAAGGCGGCGCUUCACUGGAUUUAAAUGCAGUUGUACCGAAACCAUUUAGAUGGAUUUUGGAUAUUACAUGGUUGAAUUUGGUGGAAAUUAAUAAACUGGAGAGUUUUAAAGAAAUAUUAAAUGAUAUCGGUGACAAUGAAAAAGAAUGGCGUGUUUGGUAUGAGAAAGAAAAACCGGAACAGGAAAUAAUUCCAUGUGGAUAUGAGAAAUCCUUAGAUGUUUUUCGAAAGCUAUUAUUGAUUAGAAGCUGGAGUCCAGAUAGAACUGUGUCUCAAGCUAGACAAUACUUAAUGGAUUCAUUGGGUCCUCAGUAUGGAGAAGCUUGUUUGCUAGAUUUAGAAGUAACUUGGCUUGAAUCUGAACCACGCACACCGCUUAUUUGCAUUUUAUCAAUAGGAUCUGAUCCCUCACCACAAAUAACCACCUUAGCAAAAACUAAAGAAAUACCAUUAAAAUCAGUAUCAAUGGGUCAAGGACAAGAAGUUGUUGCUAAAGAUAUGAUAGAGACGUCUAUGGCCGAUGGCGGUUGGGUGUUGUUACAAAACAUUCACUUAUCGUUACCAUUUGCCACCGAUGUAAUGACAAUGGUCAUAGACACAGAAAGCGUGCAUGAAACUUUCCGUGUUUGGCUGACGACAGAAGUUCACGAACAAUUUCCUAUCGGAUUGCUACAAAUGGCAAUCAAAUUCACGAAUGAACCUCCGCAGGGCAUUCGUGCUAGUAUGAAACGGACCUAUCAAAGCAUCACACAGGAUUAUUUGGAUUAUUCCUCGCAAUAUCAAUGGCCACCAUUAUUGUAUGCUGUUGCGUUUAUCCACACAGUAGUGCAGGAGCGUAGGAAGUUUGGUCCACUUGGCUGGAACGUUCCGUACGAAUUUAAUCAAGCGGAUUUUGCGGCUUGCGUUCAGUUCGUGCAAAAUCAUUUGGAUGACAUGGAUUCCAAGAAGGGAGUUUCAUGGCCGACUAUUUGUUAUAUGUUAGGAGAAGUUCAAUAUGGCGGAAGGGUUACUGAUGAUUUUGAUAAACGCUUAUUAACCACAUUUACUCAAGUCUGGUUUUGUGAUGUGCUAUUACGGCCAGGGUUUGAAUUCUACAAAGGUUAUAAAGUCCCACAAACACGAAAUUUACAAGGGUAUAUUGAUUAUAUCAAUAGUUUGCCUGCGACGGAUACUCCAGAAGUGUUUGGAUUGCAUUCGAAUGCAGAUAUUACUUAUCAAAUCAACAGCGCGAAAGGUAUACUUGAUACUAUAUUGAGCGUUCAACCAAAGGAAGGUGGUAGUCAAGGUGGUGAAACACGCGAAUCAAUUGUUUAUUCACUAGCUGAAGAUAUGCUCGAAAAGUUACCGCCACAAUACAAUAGUUUCGAAGUGAAAGAAGCUUUACAGCGAAUGGGAGCUUUGUUACCUAUGAACAUAUUUCUCCGACAGGAAAUCGAUCGCAUUCAAAAAGUGAUUAAAGAAGUUUACAACACGUUAUGCGAUUUGAAGUUGGCUAUAGACGGCACUAUUGUUAUGAGUCAGGCAUUAAGAGCUGCAUUGGAUGCAAUGUACGAUGCACGAAUACCUGACCGAUGGUUAAAAAUAUCUUGGGAAUCAGCAACACUUGGUUUUUGGUAUACAGAGUUGUUGGAACGCGAUGUACAAUUCCGCAACUGGUGUGAAAAAGGCCGUCCUAACGCGUUUUGGAUGACAGGAUUUUUUAAUCCACAAGGAUUCUUAACAGCAAUGAGACAAGAUGUAACUAGAGCUCAUAAAGGUUGGGCACUUGACUCCGUUGUUCUGCAAAAUCAAAUUACAAAACAUAAUCGCGAAGAUAUUAAAGAAGGUCCCACAGAGGGAGUGUAUGUCUAUGGCUUGUUCCUAGAGGGUGCCAGUCUAGACCGGAAAAGUGGAAAGUUGAUUGAGAGCAGAAUCAAAGUGCUAUAUGAACAAAUGCCGGUCAUUUACAUAUACGCAAUAAACACGACCGCCGGUAAAGAUCCUAAAUUAUACGAAUGUCCGAUUUACCGAAAACCGCAACGUACAGAUCAAAAAUAUGUUGGAUCCAUUGAUUUUGAAACAGAUCACAAUCCAAGACAUUGGACACUUAGAGGUGUUGCUCUGUUGUGUGACAUCAAGUAAAAACACACUUUUCUCAAAUUACCAGUAAUGUGCAAUUAUUUCUGAAGUAAAGGCAUUAAAGUUAGUGAUAAAUUAUACAUUAAAUGAAACAUAAUUAUAGAAUGAGUCAAAAAAGCUUCCAGAUGAAAAUAAACACUAUAGUUUAUGCUUUCAA
Messenger RNA from Dalotia coriaria, 14536 nucleotides. RefSeq names its product Dynein heavy chain 1 (gene Dhc1). Gene Ontology annotation, biological process: microtubule-based movement. Bases 358 to 14382 code for a protein of 4674 amino acids. The transcript is spliced from 23 exons. Gene Ontology annotation, cellular component: axonemal dynein complex. The record is from RefSeq and is a predicted model, not a curated record. Lineage: Eukaryota; Metazoa; Arthropoda; Insecta; Coleoptera; Staphylinidae. Gene Ontology annotation, molecular function: dynein light intermediate chain binding; dynein intermediate chain binding; ATP binding.